AUGUCGGCGCAAUCAAACCAUUCGACUGGCGCGCUCCACAGCGACAACGAUAUCGUUCACCCACAUGAUGCAGUAGACUACUCGGCUGGACACUCACGUUCGCCAGAGAGUACAGUCGUGGGCGAAUUCGACAACAUCCCGGCAAUGGGGAAGAAACCUCGGACUUUACCAGCAUGGAUCCGUUCGGUCGAGUAUACGGAGGACGAGGCAGAUGCAGCUGUCACAGAUCGGCUGCUUCCAUCACAGCCCGGAGAAGCCGUUGUCGCCCAGCACAACCAUUCGCCGUAUGCGGCAUCAAGACCUACCCUUUCGAGUGGACAGGGCGAAAGUAGCAGAGGUAUCAUCGGACGAGAGCGCGAGUCGCGCUGGAAGAACUUUUCCAGGGACAUCGCAUAUCCCCGAGAACAAGGAGUUCAAGAGAAACCCGUCACGCCGGACUGGUUGAAUGAGAACCUCGGUGAUUAUUCUGAACCCUGGCGAGGUCAGGGCGAACCGGAUGAAGAUACCGAAGACCCCUUGAGGAUGAGACGACGACGAGAAAUCUGGUUCAAGCGCUUCCACAACACGCUUCUCAAGAGUCCUAUGGUCCCAUUAAUCUUUCGACUUACGGUGUGGUGUUUUUCCCUCACUGCAUUGGCUCUUGGGGGCUCUAUCCAGCAUCUCUCAGGGAAGUACCAGCAUCCCCAAGGCCCCUCUGCGCUAAUGGCAAUUAUCGUCGAUGCGGUUGCCUUGGUCUACCUCGUUUACAUUACAUUUGACGAAUACACAUCCAAGCCGUUGGGUCUUCGCUCUCCAUCCGCCAAGGCACGACUCAUUCUUCUGGAUAUCUUUUUCAUUGUAUUCGACUCCGCCAAUCUCAGUUUGGCGUUCGAAUCACUCUCGACUGUGAGGGGCGCAUGUACAAUGGCUGAAGUGAACCAAGAAGUUGCGCCGAAAAACGACGCAAUAUGCGACCGGCAGAUCGCCCUAGCUUGUGUGCUGCUGAUUGCGCUGCUAGCCUGGCUCACCACCUUUUCUAUCAGUGUCCUCAGGUACGAGAGUCUGCCAUGUUACACAGAUGACGAUACUGACAGCUUCGAUUUAGACUUGUCGAACGAGUUGCUUCAUGAAGUUGCAGCUCUACAACGUGCAGCACCGGCCCAUCCUGCCCACACAAGGGGUCGCUGUGGAACCAACUCAAGGCAUGGAUAUUCCGGGAAACCUUGUCUUCCUCCCUUGAGUCACCAUAGCACAUGUCCCAUUGUUUCUGGGGCGGAUAAGCGCCAACCAUCUGGAAAGGGUCACCCUGCGUUCGGGGUUCGCUUCCCCACCGAAGCAAAGCCGUGCACGGCCGGAAACCACACCCAGUACCUCGUGAGUGGUGCUGUGGAAGUGCGUUUGACUGUACAUGGAAUAGACCCACUGUGGUCUGACCUCGCCAAUUUCCUCCAGGUGCGUCGCGAGAUCGCUAGCGGACGCGUUAAAAGCUUUGUGGUAGAGCAGGAGUGGCUUAGACUGGAUCGAGGUGUUGGGGAUGCCACCCCAUUUGGGGAUCUGACGAGAGGCCUCAAGAUCAGUUCGUCCGUAAUGAGUAUAUGUGACGUCAUUGGUACUGCUUUGCCCCCUGCGAGGGACGAAGAAUGCAUGACAGUUAGCAUUUCGUCACGCAAUGAGCUGAUUGUCUCGCAUUCAAACGUUCAGAUCAACGCUGACUGUGUGACAGAUGGACAUCUUUCGGCGGUGGUCAGGGGUGUUGGGAUUGCAUCUGGGGGAGAUCUUGGGGAAAGAUAUAGAGCUGGACGAGCCCAGAAUGUAACACGAUGCUGA
Molecule: messenger RNA, 1806 nt
Organism: Aspergillus niger
Lineage: Eukaryota; Fungi; Ascomycota; Eurotiomycetes; Eurotiales; Aspergillaceae
Exons: 7
Coding region: 1-1806 (601 amino acids)
Biological process (GO): positive regulation of catalytic activity
Cellular component (GO): fungal-type vacuole; cell periphery
Source: RefSeq, a predicted model, not a curated record